AUGGCAAAAGUUUUAGAAUUGUUGAAUUCACUCGAUCCAUCGUCUAAAGAAUACGAUGAUUUUCUUCAGGAAUUAUUAACGUCAAGUUGUGAUAUACCAUUCGGUACAGAGGAGUUUCAGGAAUCCAUCAGGAAAAUAAUAAUUCCCCAUAUAGAUUCUUCCGAGCAGAAUUUAGUUUUUGCGGGGGCAAAUUGUUAUACACUCUUGUCCAAAGCCACAGAACGCUCCUUCAAACCACCGACGAAAUUUGGAAACUAUACCAACUGGGUAUACAAUGAGCUAUUAUUGUGCAACAGUUUACACGAUAUAAUGAACAAACUUUUUAUUGGAAUUUCCGAAUUUGACUCUUCCGAUAAACGGGAAUUGGAAGCUUCUGACACUCUCAAUUUGCCGGAAAUAUCCGAAGACAAUGUUCUUCAAUAUUAUAGCAAUUUAGAACGAAGAUUUAUCAAUCUUGCUGUCUAUUUAUCGACUAUGUUACGUGGCUGUGGAGAAAAGAAUUCUGUUUCGCCCACAGAUAUUUUACAAGUUUUGUGCAGAGGCUUGGCCAUUACACCUUUUAAUUUAGGAAAGGAGAGUUCGAUCACGGGGCAAAUUUUGUUUUUCAUGUUACCAAAAUUGCACGUGAGCUUAUUGCAGGUCCUCAGCGCAUUGAUUGAAGGGUUUAAAAAGGAACUGAUACCAUUUUCAAAUACAAUCCUGAAACUCGUACAACAAACGCUUGACUGGACUGAGAAAGUUUCACAAGAUCAGUCGACACUGAGUCUCUGCAAGCCAUUCAAAAAUGUCCGACUUUCUGUUUACAAAACUCUAUCUGUCUGGUUGACAAAUACAGGAACGCUCUCAGGCGUAGAAUCAGUUACGAAAUAUAUUCUGCCUCAUAUUUUCAGGGAAAUCAAAGUUAUCAAGAAUACUGUCCUUUUAACGGUACAGAAAACUAAUCACCUUUCCAAGAAGUCUCAGAAGAAGUUAAGGGACAGUCAGUAUGAAAAUAGUCCUUCCCUUGGAAAUUCGAGGAUGGAUAGCCGCGAUAUUCAUUCGAAUGCAGAUUUAUGCGAACAAGCUCUCCUGGCACUUGAAAAUAUUCUUUUCAGUGCCAAUUGCUGGCUCAAUGUUUCUUCUUAUGAGAAAAUUAAGGACGAGGUAGUUGACACCUCAAAUGAUUUGUACCUAGGAGCCUCAGAUACGAAUCUUUACAAAAUGAACGCCGCUUGUCGUUUGCAGCUUCUAAAAACUCUGAAAGCUCUGCAAAUGAAUUCUCAUCCAUUGACACCCCCGCCGACUCAGUUUUCCAUCGAAAUAUUUAAUCUGGCUCUGCGGGACGAAGAUUUCAGGGUCAAUCAGGAGGCCAAAUUGGCUCUCGCCGAAUUGGAAAAAGUCGUCCAUCCGAGUGCGCCCUCUCUCGACUUUCCUCAUCAACCGCGAGACCAAAAUCAAAAUUCCGACAAAAAUAAUGAAGAACCGACUGAAUUUACAAACACGAGCGAUAUCGGUCAUUCCAUGAAUCAAUUAUUGGACUCGAUAUGCACAAACGAGAGCAGUGACGAGUCCAAAAAACGAAAAUUAGAAAAGGAAAAAGUAUUUUCGAAUAAAUUGCCAAGAAAAGAUGCCAAAAGUGAAGCUCUGGCCUCAAAAAUUGCAAUUAUUGAUGCCGAGGAUGAUGCUAAUCUGAUGCAAGAAUCAAUUGAAGAAAUUAAAAUCGUGGAGGAGCUGGUGAAAUCUAACGAUAUUGGGUCGGAUGAUAAAAUAGCUGACGAGAGACCCGAAAAUUCGGAAAAAAUGGAUCUCGAGAUAGAAAUAGUCAAAGAAUCUUUGAGGGAAGAUAAGAAAAAAAUUGAAGAGCAGGUUCAGUCUCCAGAUUCGGAUAUUGAAUUGGUGGAUUUAUUUGUCGAUGAGCUUCAGGAAGAGAAUUAGGACUUUUUAUGCAAUGCUGUUAUUUAAAAAAAUUUACAAUGGCGAAGAAUACAGUCAAUUGUCGAAAAA
Molecule: messenger RNA, 1983 nt
Organism: Belonocnema kinseyi
Lineage: Eukaryota; Metazoa; Arthropoda; Insecta; Hymenoptera; Cynipidae
Product: proline-, glutamic acid- and leucine-rich protein 1-like
Exons: 6
Coding region: 1-1914 (637 amino acids)
Biological process (GO): rRNA processing
Cellular component (GO): nucleus
Source: RefSeq, a predicted model, not a curated record